AUGGCCAAAAAAAGAAAACCUUCAACAAAACCUGCUGCCCGACGAUCAACUCGACGCGGGAAACAACCAAAUGCCGAAACUGUUGUUGGGGAAGGCGAAACUUCCACCCCCGUUGAAUCAACUACUUCAGAGCUACAAGCUAAUGAUAAACCUCCUGAAGAUUCAUGCAUAAACAUUUCUGCAUCAACAAAAAAUAAUAUUCAAUCAUCUGAACCUCAGAGCUUGAAACCUAGUAUGAAAUGUUUACAACCAGUUGUAGCUCUGCAUAAGAAAUUUGGUAAAUAUCGUUGUCUAUUUAAUAAUGACGAUAAUUUGUCGAGAAAGGGUGAAACUGGAAGUGACAGUGAAACUAAUAGCAGUAUUGAAACUAAGGCAAUUGAUCCUUGUGCUAGUUCAGAAUCUGACUCAAAUGCGUUAGAUGUUCAUUCUGAUACAAAUAGUGGCGCUUGUCCCAGUCCUCUGACUAUUGUCUCAAAAUCAAAAGAUAAUCAAACCACCCAAGCCGUUCCACAGCCAUUACCAGAAAAGUCAAAAGCUGCUCCAGUAAAGCCCUUACAAAAUUCAAAAAAUGACAGUAAAAGAAUUUUGCGAGGGAAUCAUUCAAUAACUGAUACAUCAGUUUUAGUUGAGUGUGUAGAACAAAUGGAAAGUAUGAAAAGAGAUGAAAAUGUUAAUAUACAAUCAAGCCAAGAAAUUCAAGACAUUCCAUUGCAAGAACAAAUUGAAUAUGCAUGUGACGAAGAUGAAAUAAUUACAGUAGUUCAAAUAGUUGAGGAUGAUAACCAAGAGCUUUAUUAUAACAUUAAGAUAGAUAGUCCAAAGAGUGAAUCAAAAUUGCAGCAGAUUAAUGAUAAAGAAAUAUUAGAAAACAAGAAACGUGAUUCUGAUUUCCAAAAACAUUUUGCAAACUUAAAUCUUGCCUCCCAGUCAAGUUCACGAAAUUAUUCACCUAUGGAUUGUUCUGAAAUUAAAUACUCACAAGUAACUGAAUGUAAUAUACCUGAUAUAUUUCUGAAAGAGAAUUCAAAUGAUUUGACAAGGCCUGAUCCAAGCUUAACCCCUAGUUCUACUUUAUCUGAUGAUAGUAAUUCCUCGAGGGUAACAGAGCAUACACAAAAUAAUUCAAAUGAUUCAGCAGAGUCCUCUCCUACGGGAGUCAGACGAUCUAGCCGAAUCAAGACUAUUAGCAAUAUGAAACAGAAAACAAAAGGAUAUGGUUUAGUCAAGACACCAUUAAAGAAAGCUUUAAUUACACAAACAAAACUGAAACUUGAAGAAUUAGGCUCUGAUAGUCAAGAAAAAGUCAGUGAAAUUGUUACAAAUACAACCUCAAAUUCUGCACAAUUUCCAGUUCCCUCUGAAAUGCCAGUAAAAGUAAAAUCCCGUUGGCGGAGAUCCAGUGAGCUUGAAAUGGGUGCAAACUCUCCAGCUAACUCCCCACUUGCUAGUCCAAGUUUACCUCAAAGAUUACUACCCCCACUUGAAGAACAGAAUCCUUCCCAUGAGGAGCAGAAUUGCACUGAGUUAACUAAGGAAGCUUAUGAUAAGAUAAUUGAAGAGAGAAUGAAUCAGUACCAACAUUUAGAUGAGAAUGAGUAUCUAUGUGAUCGUAUGAUUAGUAAAGACACAAAGAAGAUGAUAUGUGACUGUUUCAUGACCAAAGAAGAAUUAGAGCGUGGAGAAUUAGCAUGUGGAGAAGAUUGUUUAAAUAGAUUACUCAUGAUUGAAUGUAAUUCUCGGUGCCCUGUUGGUGAUCGUUGUACAAAUAGACGAUUUCAAAAUAAGGAAAAUGCUGCAUUGAAAGUCUUUUAUGCAGAUAAAAAAGGUUGUGGAGUUGAAGCUAAUUCUGUUAUUCCUGCAGGUGAAUUUCUAAUGGAGUAUGUAGGUGAAGUCCUAGAUUAUGAACAGUUUUAUAAGCGAGCACAAUCUUAUUCUGAUGAAAACAAUCUUCACCAUUACUUCAUGUCCCUAAAAGGUGACACAGUAAUUGAUGCAACAAUGAAGGGCAACAUAUCUCGAUUCAUCAAUCAUUCCUGUGAACCAAAUGCAGAGACACAGAAGUGGACAGUUAAUGGAGAGCUCAGAAUAGGUUUUUUCAGCAAAAGAGAUAUUGCUAUUGGAGAGGAGAUCACCUUUGAUUAUCAGUUUCAGCGUUUUGGCAAGGUGGCGCAGCGGUGCUACUGUGGAGCAGAGAAUUGUCGCGGAUGGAUAGGUGCCGAGCCUGACUCCGAGGAUGAUGAUGAUGAGGAGGAAGGAGAUGUCUCAACAUCGAAAACAGGAACAAUUGAAUCUUCAGAAGAGCCAUGUGGAACAGAUGUACUGUCUGAACAACCACAGCCUGGAAUUCCUAAAAUCAAAAGGGAGCGAAAAUAUAAGCCAAAAGCACCUGACUUGGUGCAGGAUGCUGAUAUCGAAGAUGACCUCGAAGCGCUCAGCCGCACGGGUGUGAAGAACCAGAGCCACACGCUGCGUUUGUCGCGGACUGUAGUGCGCGCGAAGACAAGACGUGCGCAGACCGCACUGCUGAGACUUCUGCGGGACGCCGACCUGCCGUGCCGCCGCCUAUUCCUCGACUACCGCGGCUUGCGGUUGCUGGCGCCCUGGUGUGCUGAUGCCUCCACCGAGUUCAGGCUAGAAAUGCUUCUGACUGUGGACCGGUUACCAAUCACAAACAAAACAAUGGUGCAAGAGAGCCGUUUCUUCACGAUCAUCGAGCGAUGGCGUAGCACCAUAGAUCCUCCAACUGAUACUCAGUUUAUUGAUGAGGCGACCGGUUUACCAGUAGACAUGCCUGAAAAGAAUAAAGAAAAUACGGUUAUGCUGGAAAAAGUUAGAGAUCUCUCAACUCAGUUGCUAGAAAGAUGGUCCAGUUUGAAGGAAGUGUUCAAAAUCCCUAAGAAGGAAAGAAUACAACAAAUGAAAGAGCACGAGCGGCAGGCGAAUGUGGAAAGGCGAGCGGCCGACUCUAGUGGUUCCCGCGAUCGUGAGCGCGAACGUGAACGUGAACGCGAACGAAGGGAUGAACGCGACCGACGAGAUGACAGGGAACAUCGCGAGAGGGAACGGGAAAAAGAACGCGAACGCGAAAGGGAAAGGGAGAGAGAACGAGAACGAGAUCGUGAGCGUGAUCGGGACAGGUAUAGAGAACGUGAGCGAGAGCGCGACAGGGAAAGAGAUAGAGAUGAAAGGGACAGGAGAAAAAGAAGAGGAAGCCCCGAAGGGCGAAGAAGUAUAAGGCUAAACGAGCGAGUUUUGGCUUCGGUGCCUCCAAUGAGUAAAGAGGAACGUAGAAGAGCGUUUGCUGAGGCGGCCGCCGCGGCUGACGAAUCACGUCGUCAGCGCGAGCAGCAGCCCUGGCCCUAUUGGCCGCAGCCCGACGGCUUCGCGCAGAUGUUUCCCCCGGGCAUGAUGGGUGGCCCGCCAAACAUGUUGGGCCCUAUAAUGCCGGGAAUGGUACCGGGCAUUUUACCUCCAGAUGCACCAAGCGAAUGGAUGGGACCUAAUGGGGAAUUUCAAGGUCCACCCACGUUUUGUCCACCGUUCCCUGGACCACAAUUCUGCAUGCCACAGCCGAAUAUGAUGGGCUUUGGCAUGGGCGGGUUCAUGUUUGGGCAGCAACUGCCGCCUUCAUUCGCGCCGCCGAUGCCCGCCGGUCCUAUGCCUCCCCAGCCCCAACCGACGCAGCCUACGAUGCCCACGAUGCCCACGAUGCCCGCAUUGCCCACGCAGACCACACAGCCCACGCAACUUCCACAAACCCUCGCUGACGCUCGAUGCGAGGUGGAGGCGGAGAUGGAAGGUGAGGAAGAGGGAGAGGGAGAGGGAGAGGUUGAGGGUGAGAGUGAGCAGGAGCGCGCGGUGCUGCCGUCGCUGUGGCGCAGCGCGCGCGACUCCCGCGGCCGCACGUACUACUACCACGUGAAGCUGCGCCGCCCGCAGUGGAACCCGCCCACACCGCCCACACUGUCGCCAGAUGAGAGUUCUUCUGAAGAUGAGGCGGAACCCAUGAGCGCCUUGGACUCUGCUGUGGUGAGGCGGCAAGUGAAAGGCAAACUAGUGGAGGGAGUCAAUGGCAUAUAUGAAGUAAUAAAAGAAGAUAAACAUAAUGGCUUGAUUCCUGAUCACGCCCUUCUGUCAUUGAAACCAAGAAAACGUCGGCCCGGUCUGGUUACAGAAAGGCCGAUUAGCCCACGAACGGAGGAAGACAAGUUAGCGGGCCGCAUGGAGGUGAAGCGCUACAAACAGACGAAAGAGAAGUUGCGACGGCGACGGGAGCGUUUGUUGCAGAGAGUGCGGCUCUUGGCUGCCGCCAGACCGCGCCGGCAUCAGAUAAAGCUUACGGAGCUGGAAGAUUUCGAGACGGACUCUGAUGCGGAUUCGGAUGAUGGCGAGAAACUAAUGGCGGCGCGUGCGUCCCCGCCGCUGGAGGCGGAAGCGGUGCCGUCGCCGGCGAGGGGCGCGGGGAGUGAGGGGGGCACGGCGAGCGGCGAGGCGGAGGAGGCGGCGCGGCGCAUCAAGGAGGCGUUCCGCAGCAGCAUGGCGCGCGUCAUGGUGCAGCACCUCAACCCCUAUCGCCGCCACGACGCGCCCGCCGCGAGAAUCACCAGCACCGCCGAUUUCAAGCACCUCGCCAGAAAGUUGACUCAUUUUGUGAUGCUGAAAGAGUUGAAGCACUGUCGCUCGGUAGAAGAAUUAAUCGUUACAGACUCAGUGCGCACUAAAGCCAAGACAUUCGUCAAGAAGUACAUGGCCAAGUUCGGUCCAGUCUACAAACGACCACCGGAGGAAGCCGACUAA
Molecule: messenger RNA, 4797 nt
Organism: Parnassius apollo (apollo)
Lineage: Eukaryota; Metazoa; Arthropoda; Insecta; Lepidoptera; Papilionidae
Source: the annotation of a GenBank genome assembly